Messenger RNA from Sciurus carolinensis (gray squirrel), 2562 nucleotides. It is a transcript of the gene Slco6a1, whose product is annotated as solute carrier organic anion transporter family member 6A1. Gene Ontology annotation, biological process: transmembrane transport; sodium-independent organic anion transport. Gene Ontology annotation, molecular function: protein binding. The record is from RefSeq and is a predicted model, not a curated record. Gene Ontology annotation, cellular component: membrane. NCBI's taxonomy places the organism in Eukaryota, Metazoa, Chordata, Mammalia, Rodentia, Sciuridae.
AUGAAGGAAGCCACGGAGAAUGUGGGGCCUGAGACUGAGUCAGAAAAGAAGACUUCUCAGGCCCAGGAAGGCGGAAAUGUCCCAAAACAAAGGAAAUUGCCCCCGGUCCUGGCAGUGGUGCCACUGGCCCUGAUGAAGUUUCAGAAAGCCCCUAAGAAGAAGAAGGUCAAACCUGUCCCUCACAAGAAGCAAAUAGAACCAGAUGACAUUGAGGAGGGGCCCUGUGGCAUUGGUUGUAUUGUUGUCUCCUACUGUGAGCGUUUUAACGACAUUCGCUGCUUCCUAUUUUUCUUCUGUAUCCUGGUCAUGACUCAAGGUAUUGUGUUUGGUCUUAUAGACCUAAGCUCUAGCAAUUUCCAAAAGGACUAUAGUGUAAGAACCAUGCAGAAAUUAGCCUUGACACUCAGUUAUGACAUUUCCUCUUGCAUGGUAGCAAUAUUUGUAGCAUACUAUGGAGCCAGAGGAAACAGAACAAGAUGGGUUGCACUGUCCUCCUUUUUAAUAGGAGUUGGAUCACUUUUACUUGCUUAUCCAUACUUGAGUGUUGAAAAUCUUCAGUUAGCCGAAGAAUUUGCAGAUAUUUGCAAUCCAAAGAAGGCUCUCGAAGUUUGCUCCAGAUCUGGAUCAUUCCAAACAAAAUAUGUAUAUUUCUCCAUCCUCGGGCAGAUUGUGCAGGGAAUAGCAGGAAUGCCUCUUUAUAUACUUGGAAUAACAUUCCUUGAUGAUAGUGUUCCUUUGCACUCUUCUGGACUCUAUUUAGGUCUUGGGGAUGCUUCAUCAACAUUGGGAUAUGGUUUAGGUUAUAUAAUGGGAGCACCACUACUUAAGACCCCUAAGAAUCACAGUUUUCAUGAAAGCUCUGUGGAAGAUGAUGGUCAUUGGAAAUGGCAGUUUGUUUGGUCGAUUGAUUUUUGUUUUGCCGGUCUUCUUGCAUGGUCUACAUUAAUACCAUUGUUAUGCUUUCCACACGAUAUACCAGGUACAACAAGAAUAAGAGCUGUAAAACGUAAACAACAGACUUAUUUGUUUAGUGACAACCUUAAAGAUAAGAAAUUUGGACCUGGUAUUAAGGACUUGUUGGCUGCUAUUUGGAUUCUAAUGAAGAAUCCAGUUUUAUGCCAAGCUGUGUCCAGAGCUACAGAAUUUUUAGUUUUAAUUGGAGCUUCUGAAUUUAUACCUAUAUAUUUAGAAAAUCAGUUUAUAAUAACACCCAGAAUGGCAGCAACACUUACAGGGAUUAUUUUAAUUCCAGGAUGUGCACUUGGCCAGUUUCUGGGAGGUGUCAUUGUGUCCAAGUUACAAAUGUCCUGUAAAGCCCUUAUGAGAUUUAUUAUCAUUACAUCUCUUCUGGCAAUUAUAUUUAUUACACUUGUAAUUUUUGUACACUGCCAUCCAGUCCAGUUUGCUGGAAUCAAUGAAAAUUACGAUGGAACAGGUCAGUUGGGAAACCUCACAGCUCCCUGCAAUGAAAAUUGUAGAUGCUCAUCUUCAUCAUACUCAUCUGUCUGUGGAAGAGAUGAUAUUGAAUAUUUUUCUCCCUGCUUUGCAGGCUGUACUGAUUCUAAAAAUAUAAACAACAUAAAGACAUACUACAAUUGUUCUUGCAUUAAAUCGGGAUUAACAACCUCAGAUUCAGAAGGUGAUUUUAUUGAUGCCAAACCUGGGAAAUGUGACACCAAGUGUUAUACAUUACCUGUGUUUUUUGCUUUGAUUUUUUCUGCAGUUAUUUUUUCUAGUUUUUCUAGUGUACCACUUACCCUGCUCAUCUUCCGGACUGUACAUGAGAAACUCCAUUCUUUGGCCUUGGGUAUAUCGUAUGUGAUUUUGAGACUAUUUGGAACAAUUCCUGGACCAUUCAUUUUUAAAAUGGUAGGAGAAACUUCUUGUACCUUUCGGGAUAUUAAUAAAUGUGGACAAAAAGGACGCUGUUGGAUCUAUAACAGGACAAAAAUGGCCUACAUAUUGAUAGGAAUGGGUUUUUUGUGCAAAGUAUUCACUGUCCUCUUUACUACUACUGGAUUUUACUUGUACAACUAUUUUAGAAAGGAUAAUACUGACAUUGUCCUGCCUAUACCUUGCAUUGAGCUUAUGGGUGUAUUUGACAUUAAAAUUCCUGGCGAUAGGCUGCUGGAACAAAUGGAUUCUUGCUCUGGUAAGCAGCAAAGGAAGAAAACCGCAAGAUAUUUUCUUGAACGACCUCCUGAUGCAACUGUUUACAGCUUUCAUAUCAGCACCCAGCGGGAGUUUUCGGGCACAGACUCCCACAAACCCUAUUUGUUCCCAGUCCCUGGGCUCCAAGAAAGGACUCUUGAGGGCCUGGGACGUAGGGUAGAGCGGCUCUCGCCUUCUCACCUGGGGCGGGCGGGCUCUCACGCUUACGCUGCUCAUUUCUAUGACCCUUUCUUGACACCAGAGGUGACAAGCAUGGCGCAGCCCGGCGCCACUCAUUUAUUCUGGAGGCGGGUGACUGUGCUCCACGCUCCAGGCAGCGGUGAGCUCCUGGGGGCGGGUUUGGAUGACGGUGGUUGCAAGAAGGCUAAAGGUGGGAGGGUCGGGAGGUGA